UAGCAAAUCACCGUCAGUCAAGCGGUGACGUAACAAAAAAGCUUGAGUGAUUCAUGUGUUUCUAAAUCGUGUAGUCACUCCAGUAAGCUAGUAGCUAUUAAACGUAGCUGAGAAGAGUUUGGAAGUGCUGGUACCUAAUACUACUACUUCACAAUGUCUAUUAUGUCUUAUAACGGAGGGGCCGUCAUGGCCAUGAGAGGGAAGAACUGUGUGGCUAUAGCAGCUGACCGGCGGUUCGGCAUUCAGGCCCAGAUGGUCACUACAGAUUUCCAGAAGAUCUUCCCCAUGGGAGACAGGCUGUACAUCGGGCUGGCUGGGCUGGCGACUGAUGUUCAGACAGUAUCUCAGAGACUUAAAUUUAGACUCAACCUGUAUGAACUGAAGGAGGGCCGGCAGAUCAAGCCCAAGACCUUCAUGAGCAUGGUUUCCAACUUGCUGUAUGAAAGGAGGUUUGGGCCAUACUACAUCGAGCCUGUCAUUGCCGGAUUAGAUCCCAAAACGUUUGAGCCAUUCAUCUGCUCCCUGGAUUUGAUUGGCUGUCCUAUGAUGACCGAAGACUUUGUUGUGAGUGGCACCUGCUCAGAGCAGAUGUAUGGCAUGUGUGAAUCCCUGUGGGAGCCGGACAUGGAACCCGAGGACCUGUUUGAGACCAUCUCCCAGGCAAUGCUGAAUGCAGUCGACAGGGAUGCUGUUUCUGGCAUGGGAGUUGUUGUACAUGUCAUUGAGAAAGACAAGAUCACCACACGAACUCUGAAGGCCAGGAUGGACUAGACUAGUGUUCCCUCAUGGCAGCAGCGCCGAUAUUUUGUAAAAAAAAAACAAUAAUAAUCAAUGCUUGUAAUGUUUUUUCUUAUUACUGUUGUUCAAUAAAUGAACAUAGGAUUAAACUAUGAACUUCA
Betta splendens (Siamese fighting fish) is the source of this 899-nucleotide messenger RNA. RefSeq names its product proteasome 20S subunit beta 3 (gene psmb3). Gene Ontology annotation, biological process: proteasome-mediated ubiquitin-dependent protein catabolic process. The transcript has 6 exons. Lineage: Eukaryota; Metazoa; Chordata; Actinopteri; Anabantiformes; Osphronemidae. The record is from RefSeq and is a predicted model, not a curated record. Bases 154 to 771 code for a protein of 205 amino acids. Gene Ontology annotation, cellular component: proteasome core complex; proteasome core complex, beta-subunit complex.